This is a messenger RNA of Neospora caninum, 399 nucleotides long. RefSeq names its product putative microsomal signal peptidase subunit SPCS1 domain-containing protein. The transcript has a single exon. The record is from RefSeq and is a predicted model, not a curated record. NCBI's taxonomy places the organism in Eukaryota, Apicomplexa, Conoidasida, Eucoccidiorida, Sarcocystidae. Bases 1 to 399 code for a protein of 132 amino acids. Gene Ontology annotation, cellular component: endoplasmic reticulum membrane; signal peptidase complex. Gene Ontology annotation, biological process: protein targeting to ER.
AUGGCGAUCUGUUCGUGUGUCGGGUCGAUUUACUCCGCUUUCGCGGCUGUGAAGUCGGGGGUUGUUGACUUCAAGGGACAGGAGCGCGUCUACUCCGUGCUGGUUUACCUUGCCUGGGCCGCCGGGCUCAUCGGGUUCUUCGUCGGCGGUAUCUUCGAAGAUUUUAGCAUCACAAUCUACACAAUUUUAAUUUGUAUGGCCCUUACUGCGAUCCUGUGUUUCCCUUCGUGGCCAAUGUACAACAGACACCCUGUCGAGUGGACUCCUCACGACCCCGACAGACUGGCGGCUCUUUUCACUCAGCAACAGCAAAACCAGGAAGGCGCAAGUCAUCAGGAGCCUUCUAGUGGGGGGAAAGGGAGAGGGAAGAAGCAUGUUGAAUCGCAACGGAGAAAGUGA